Pimephales promelas (fathead minnow) is the source of this 5096-nucleotide messenger RNA. RefSeq names its product thrombospondin, type I, domain containing 7Aa (gene thsd7aa). NCBI's taxonomy places the organism in Eukaryota, Metazoa, Chordata, Actinopteri, Cypriniformes, Leuciscidae. Gene Ontology annotation, cellular component: plasma membrane. Gene Ontology annotation, biological process: actin cytoskeleton organization. The record is from RefSeq and is a predicted model, not a curated record.
CUCACAGAGUUCAGCACCUGCCAGCCAGGCCAAUGUGAGGGCAAGGAAAGCCUGCACAGUCUGAGGGUGGGACCUUGGGGCCCCUGUACCACCUCACCUAUACGACAGGCACGGGAAACCCAAGAAGCCCGAGAGCCGAAACGAGAACGGAAAGCAAAACGGGACCGGCAAGCCAGGCAGGAGCGGCAAGGCAAGCGGCGCAAGAACAAAGAGAAAAAGGAGGUGAAGGAAAACAAAGGAGAACGUGUGAGGGACAGGGCGAGGGCAAAGGGGAAGAUGAGGGACCCUGAGACCCGGGAGCUCAUCAAAAAUAAGAGGACGAGGAAUCGUCAGAACCGCCAGGGGUUGAAGUUCUGGGACCUGCAGGUGGGCUAUCAGACCCGGGAGGUGACGUGUGUGCACCGAAGCGGAAGCACGGCAGAGUUCAGCCAGUGUAACCAGCAGAGUCUUCCUGUGACAUAUCAAGCCUGUGUCAUCCCUAAGGACUGUGAAGUGACCGAGUGGUCGGACUGGUCUGUCUGCUCAAAGGAGUGCUACGAUCUGAACGGGCGUAAGGGACAGCGCACACGUACACGUCAGGUGCGGCAGUUCCCCGUGGGUGGAGGAGCUGAGUGCCCGGAGCUGGAGGAGAGUGAGCAGUGUUCACCUCAAGGAGAAGAAAUCCCACCAUGUGUAGUGUAUAAUUGGAGAGCCACAGAGUGGAGCGACUGCAGGGUGGACGUGCUGCUCAGCCAACAGGACCGUCGACGGAGCAACCAGACAGGGCUCUGUGGAGGCGGGGUUCAAACCAGAGAGGUCUACUGCGUUCAAGCCCCCAGCGAAACCUCGUCCAACCUCAGCUCCCUCAAGAACAAAGACGCCUCGCGGCCAGUGAACAGUGACCUGUGUUUGGGCGUUUCUCCUGACACCACCCAGCUCUGCCAAAUUCCCUGUCCUGUGGAGUGUGAGGUGUCCUCCUGGAGCGCAUGGGGGCCCUGCACCUUUGAAAACUGCCAGGAUCAGUCCACAAAGAAAGGCUUCAAACUGAGGAAAAGGAGAAUCAUAAAUGAGCCCACAGGUGGAACAGGGAAUUGCCCCCACCUGACUGAGGCGAUUCCCUGUGAGGAACCCAGUUGCUACGAUUGGCUGCUGGUGAAGCUGGAGGAGUGUGUGCCUGACAAUGACAAAGAAUGCGGACCGGGAACCCAGAACCCACAAGUACAGUGUGUCAACAGUGACGGUGAAUACGUGGAUCGGCAGCUGUGCCGGGAUGCCAUCCUUCCCAUGCCUGUCCUGUGUGAGGUGUCCUGUCCAAAAGACUGUGUGCUCAGUCCUUGGACUUCCUGGUCUCUGUGUUCCAACACCUGCUCAGGGAAGAACACCGAGGGCAAGCAGACCAGGGCACGCUCCAUCCUGGCCUACGACUCAGGGGACGGUGGGAGUCAGUGCCCCAACAGCAGUGCCUUGCUGGAGGUGCGCAACUGCAAUGAUCAUCCCUGCACUGUGUACCACUGGCAGACGGGACCCUGGGGUCAGUGCAUAGAGGACACCUCCGUCCCGUCUGCCAACAGCUCGCUCAGCCGCGCCGGAGCAGGAGUCGGCACUAAUGAGGCGUUCUGCUCGGUCGGCAUGCAGACGCGCAAAGUCAUUUGUGUCCGGGUCAAUGUGGGACAGGUGCCUCCUAAAAAGUGUCCAGAGAGUCUGCGUCCCGACACUGUAAGACCGUGUCUUCUGCCCUGCAAGAGAGACUGUAUGGUCACUCCGUACAGUGAUUGGACACCCUGCCCUUCCACCUGCCAGACAGGUGGUAACAUCAAAAAGAAGCAAUCAAGGAAACGCAUUAUCAUUCAGCUUCCGGCUAACGGGGGCCAAGACUGUCCAGAACUACUCUUCCAGGAGAAGGAAUGCGAAGCCUCGUCUGUUUGUCCGGGCUACAGGUGGAAAACCCAUAAGUGGCGCAGGUGUCAGUUGGUGCCCUGGACCAUCCGGCAGGACAGUCCUGGAGCACAGGAGACAUGUGGACCAGGACUACAGGCUAGAGCCAUCUCGUGUAAGAAGUUGGAUGGUGGACCUGCAGACGUUGCAGCCUGUCUCAAGUUUGCAGGUCCUAUGCCUCAACUCACUCAAUCCUGCCAGCUUCCAUGCCAGGAUGACUGCCAGCUCACCACCUGGUCCAAAUUCUCAUCCUGCGCCGCUGAUUGUGUGGGCGUCCGAACCAGGAAAAGGAUUCUUGUUGGUAAAAGCAAAAAGAGAGAGCAAUGUAAAAACACACAGAUGUAUCCUCUGAGCGAAACCCAGUACUGCCCCUGCAACAAGUACAACGCCCAGCCUGUGGGGAACUGGUCCGACUGCAUCCUUCCCGAGGGUGGACGUGUAGAGGGCCUGUUGGGUAUGAAAGUGCAAGGGGAUAUCAAGGAGUGCGGGCAGGGUUACCGGUUUCAAGCCAUGGUGUGUUAUGACCAGGAUAACCGGCUCGUGGAGACGUCACGCUGCAACAGUCACGGUUACAUAGAGGAAGCGUGUAUCAUCCCCUGUCCAUCUGACUGUAAGCUCAGCGAGUGGUCAAACUGGUCCCGUUGCAGCAAGUCAUGCGGCAGUGGUGUCAAAGUACGGUCCAAGUGGCUUCGGGAGAAGCCUUAUAAUGGUGGCAGGCCAUGCCCCAAAUUGGACCAUGUUAAUCAGGCUCAGGUGUAUGAAGUGGUACCGUGUCUGAGCGACUGCAGUCAGUAUGUCUGGGUGGCUGAGCCGUGGAGUGUCUGGAAGGUCAGCAAUGUCGAUCUGAAAGAGAACUGUGGGGAAGGUGUACAGACGAGGAAAGUUAGGUGCAUGCAAAACACUGUUGAUGGACCUUCAGACCCUGUAGAAGACUAUCUCUGUGAUCCGGAAGAGAUGCCUCUUGGGGCCAGAGAGAGCAAACUCCCCUGUCCCGAAGACUGCGUUCUGACUGACUGGGGCUCUUGGAGUCGAUGCCCACUGCCUUGCAAUGUGAACAGCACAAGGCAGAGGACCGCCAGCCCUAUACGUCAGCCUGGUAAAGGGAAAGAGUGUCCUUCCACUACAGAGAAAGAAGCAUGCACUCUGAACACCAACUGCUUCCAUUACUCCUAUAAUAUCACAGACUGGAGCACAUGUCAGCUGAGUGAGCGAGCCGUGUGCGGGAUUGGAUUCAAGACACGCAUGCUGGACUGUGUUCGCAGUGAUGCCAAGUCCGUGGACCUGAAGUUUUGCGAGGAGCUUGGUCUCGAUAAAAAAUGGCAGAUGAACGCUUCCUGUGUGGUCGAGUGCCCUGUCAACUGCCAGCUGUCUGAUUGGUCGUCUUGGUCUGAAUGCUCUCACACCUGUGGUCUUGCAGGGAAGCUGUGGAGGAGGAGAACUGUGAUCCAGGCCUCUCAGGGAGAUGGACGGCCGUGUUCCUCACAGCUGGAACAGUGGAAGCCCUGUCCUGUUAGACCCUGCUACAGCUGGAGGUACAGUGCCUGGUCUCCAUGCAAAUCUGAGGGCGCACAUUGUGGAGAAGGCCUGCGCUUUAGGAAUGUCUCCUGCUUCGUGUCUGACGGCUCGGGGAAGGAUCCGGGAAGUAUGGUGGAUGAGGAACUUUGUGGAGACCUGGAGCAGACAGUGGAUGGAGACAAACAGAUCAUCCUGCAGGAGUCUUGCACUGUGCCCUGCCCAGGUGAGUGUUACCUGACAGACUGGACUGUGUGGAGCCAGUGUCAGCUGAGCUGUAUCAGCGGGGAUGAUCUGGGCUUCGGCUCGGUGCAGGUCCGUUCUCGUGCCGUUCUAGCUCAGGAACCCGAGAACCUUCUUCAGUGCCCAGAACAGGAAUGGGAAGCCAGACCAUGUACAGAUGGCCAAUGUUAUGAAUACAAAUGGAUGAGUGGUGCAUGGAAAGGCUCAUCUCGUCAAGUCUGGUGCCAGCGCUCUGAUGGAUUAAACGUCACAGGUGGAUGCCCAUUGACAAGCGAGCCGGUGUCAGACAGGUCAUGUGACCCAGCCUGCGACAAACCUCGCUCAAUCUGCACUGAGGCUGGUGUGUGCGGCUGCGAGGAGGGUUACACUGAGGUGAUGACAUCUGAUGGAGUGUUGGAUCAGUGUACGCUUAUACCAGUGCUUGAGAUCCCCACCGCAGGAGACAGUAAAACUGACGUGAAGACGAUCAGAGCACUCAGCCCCACUCAGUCCACCGCCAACAUGCCCGGCCGUGCAGGACGCACCUGGUUCCUCCAGCCCUUCGGACCUGAUGGCAAACUGAAGACCUGGGUGUAUGGUGUGGCAGCUGGAGCUUUUGUACUGCUAGUGUUCAUUGUCUCCAUGACUUAUUUAGCCUGCAAAAAGCCAAAGAAGCCCCAGAGAAGACAGAUGAACAACAGACUCAAGCCUCUGACGCUGGCUUACGACGGCGACGCUGACAUGUAGCCUAACCACGUUCACUACGCACUACAGAUACUCGCCUCUUUCCACAGUCGGCCAUCGGUACAAGCCUCAAACAAGGAGACUCGCGCCUGCUUUUUAUAAGACCGCUAAUGGAACCUCAGAGAGAGACUCGAUCCAUGUUUAUAUAACGUUUCUCCCCCCUCCUUUUUUUACGUUCAAGUUUGUUUUUGUUUUUUUUACUUUAUUUCACGAGAGCCUUCACAAACUCUUCAAAAAUCUUCUUCAGGAAGUCUGCCUUCACCUCUCUGCCCUUGACAUCUUUCUGUAACAUAGACUUGUCUUUCAGGAGGAAAGUUGCAGGACCCUUAUUAAAUUGGGAGGUUUUUUUUUUUUGCUGAGAAGCACAAAAAUACGCCCGUCUCCUGUUUAGUAAACUCACACUUCUUGUCAGCUCCUGAAACGUGUCAGUGGCUGUUGGGACGUGUCAUGUUCAGAGAAACAAAACACACAAUUUAGAAGCAUUUUGAGCGCUGAAAUGUUCUUCCUCUGCGUCGAUCAGAAGGGUAAAAGACUGCAGCUCACUAGCGCCCCCUAUAGAAACUCUGGCCUGCCUUUCCUCUUUUCUCUAUUCAGGCUCCAUUUUGCACUAUAUUAGUGCAGCAUGAACAUUUACUUAUAGCAUUGCCAUAGAAAACUGCCUCUUGCGAAACAAGAACGUGUACAGUCUUGUGCUAGACAAAAAA